AUAAACAUGAAUUCUGACCUAGAUUUCCAGGACACGCGAGUCCCUUCCUUCAUCUCGUUCGAUUCAGAUUCUCCCACUAGAGCUAAAAAGUUAAAAAAGAGAAAGAGAAAGUCUCAAAAUGACACGCAACCAGUGACUAAAAAGUCCAGAAAACGUCUUCCUAAAAAUGGCACUUUGGAUUCCUUUAUUACAAAGGAAGUUAACCCUACGAAGCCAAAGGAAACUCAUAUUUGGGUUGGCGCGGUCGUUAACAGUGAAUACGGUGCCUAUGGAGUGUUCUUUGGUGAUAACGACGAACGUAACUUUGGCAAUACAUUUAUCAUUGAAGAUGAACUCCAAAAUUCGGAUUAUGGUCACGUCUUGGGUGCAUUACAUGCCAUCAAUUCUUUAAAAACAAUAGAACCCAUCGUAAUCAAUGUCUCUUGUAGAGGUUUGCCACAAGCUAUCACAAAUCCAGACAAAAAGUACCACUACAAAGAGUUAGCUGAUCAAAUCCGUGAUAAAAUUACAGAAAACAAGCGCGAUAUCACUGUGCGUCAUAUAUCUGCACGCUCUAAUGUAGAUGAACAUAAGCUUGCGUUAGCACUUGCAUCCGAUACUUUAGGAAAGCUAAAGAAGGCGUCAAAAGAGUUAAUGGAGGAUAAGCAACCGGUUAAAGAGGAUGUUGCUAUGCAGGACACUAUUGUUGAAGAUAUUGCCACCGAAGAGAGUAUGUCCGUGGAUAUCACUUUAGAAGAUUCUUCAGAAAAUGUUACAGUAGAGGAUACUAUUGAAAAGGAUGAUACAGUAGAGUAUGUUACAACAGAGGAUAUUACAGUGGAGGAUAUUACAGUGGAGGAUAUUACCGUGGAGGAUAUUACCGUGGAAGAUAUAACAGCGGAAGGUGUUACAGUGGAAGAUGUCACAGUGGAGGAUAUUACAGUGGAGGAUAUUACAGUGGAAGAUGUUAUAGUGGAAGAUGUUACAGUAGAAGUUACAGUGAAUGAGGUUGCUGCAGAAGAUGAUACUAUAAGCUGUAUUGCAAACGACGUUGAUUUGGAAGAAGCUGCCGGAGAGAAUGACCCUAUUGUAAAAGAUGUCGUCGUAACUAGUGAUAUCAUUGAAAUACCUGUCGCAGAAGAUGCAACUGACGUUAGCGUGACUACCGUCUUAACUGUAACUACUGUCGUAGAGGAAGUUACCGAGGUUUUAACCACGGAAACACAAGAUGGAGCAAAGGAAGUUGUGGAUGAGGAUAAUUGUGUGGGCCAGAAUGACACAAUUAAAGUGGAGGCGACAACCGACGACAAAAAUAGUGUCAAAGAGGUUACAAUCGAAGAUUUAGAUGUCCGUGAAAUUGAAGCAACCUCAGACAGUAUCAAAAGCACCCCUAUAGUCGAAGAUAAUGUGGAACCAGCUGAAAUAAAUCAGGAAGAUACAGAAGAAAUCAAGGAAACAUCGUCCUGGGCAUCUGUUUUCGGUAUCCGUGGCUUGCUGGAUGUUCUUUAUUCUCCUUUCAAAAGUCGUAAAUCAUAGAGUGGCAUAACUCCAUGCCAUGUAUUCUAACCAAAAUAGCAAGUAACGAAGUUUACCAAGCCUGAAAUAAAUAACAAUAGCAAUAAUAAUAAAAACCUAAUACCUUGCUUUCAAAAGGACAAACUGAGGAACCUGUCAAAGGUGAAUCGUUAUAGGUUUUUUUUAACAAAUACAAGUAAGAGCGUCUAUUUUAUU
Messenger RNA from Mucor mucedo, 1710 nucleotides. RefSeq lists its product as uncharacterized. The coding region runs from base 7 to 1515 and encodes 502 amino acids. NCBI's taxonomy places the organism in Eukaryota, Fungi, Mucoromycota, Mucoromycetes, Mucorales, Mucoraceae. The record is from RefSeq and is a predicted model, not a curated record. The transcript is spliced from 7 exons.